Triticum aestivum (bread wheat) is the source of this 1500-nucleotide messenger RNA. RefSeq names its product heavy metal-associated isoprenylated plant protein 35. Gene Ontology annotation, molecular function: metal ion binding. The coding region runs from base 177 to 1211 and encodes 344 amino acids. Lineage: Eukaryota; Viridiplantae; Streptophyta; Magnoliopsida; Poales; Poaceae. The transcript is spliced from 3 exons. The record is from RefSeq and is a predicted model, not a curated record.
GCUGCCUAGUGGAGCAAAGGCCCCUUCUUUCCCUUGGUUGCCACUCGCUCCAGAAGCUGCUACUGCCCGGGCCAGCCGCCGCCGCCACUGAGAGCGAGCUCAGCUACCCCAGCUCUCCACUCUCGAAGCUACCCUGCCUCAGUCUCUGUAGCUUAGCUCCCUUUCUCCUUCUUUCCAUGGCGUCAGGGGAAGCAGAGCCGCUGCAGUACACGACCACUGUGCUGCGGGUGUCCAUCCACUGCGAGGGGUGCAAGAAGAAGGUCAAGAAGGUGCUCCACAGCAUCGAAGGUGUGUACAAGGUGACGAUCGACGCGACGCAGCACAAGGUGACGGUCACCGGCAGCGUGGCCGCCGACGCGCUCGUCAGACGGCUGCUCAAGUCCGGCAAGCACGCCGCGCUCUGGCCGAUGCCGGCGCCGGCGCCGCCCGCCACAGAGGCCAAGAAGCCUGAGGAGGCCCCGUCUGCCGGGAAGGGCGGCAAGGGAGCGGAGAAGGUGGACGCCAAGCCCAAAAAGGUGGCCGCCGAGGUAGAGCCGGAGAGCUCGGAGAAGCCAGACAAGGACGAAGGUUCAGAGAAGAAACCGGAGAAAGCCGGGGGGAAGAAACCCAAGGACGAGGCCAAGGAUGAGGCAGAGGUUCCUGAGAAGAAGGAGAAGGGCUCGCCGGAGCCGCCAGCCAAAGAAGCGGCGGCCGCCGACGAGGCCCCGGAGGCGGGCGGAGAGGAGACGGGGGGCAAGAAGGGAAAGAAGAAGAAGAACAAGCAGCAGAAGGAGGCCGGCGACGGGGACGCCGCUACGGAAAAGCCGCCGCCGCCGCAGCAGCAGCAGCAGCAGCAGCCAAAGACGAAGCAGCCACAGCCGCAGCAGGCGAUGCCGCCCGUGCCGGCGCCGGGGCCGGGGCCGGGGCCAGACCGCGCGCACGGCCACGGCGGCCCGUACCCGUACUACGCGCCGCAGCCGGUGAUGAGCUACAACAUGGCGCAGCCGAGCGCGAGCGUGUCGUACUACGCGCCCACGCCGGUAGCGUCCAUGCAGCCAAUGCCGCCUCCGCCGCCGUAUGGCGGGUACUCGCCUUACCCGCCGAUGAUGAUGCCGCCGCCGCCGCCGCCGGAGUACAUGUACGGGCCGCCGGGCAUGCGGUCGUCCCCGCCGCAGGAACCGUACAACAGCAUGUUCAACGAGGAGAACCCCAGUUCCUGUAGCGUCAUGUGACGCCGCCGCCGGCCGCCGGCACGGCAUCGAGUCUUCUGUAGUUAAAAGUGGGGGGUGGGGGAGGAGGCUUCGUAAUAGAAGCUUUGUCUAGGCUGAGUGGAGUACGUACCCUCUUAAUUAGGUGGUCAAAGCUCUUAUUGACCACACCUUUUUCUCUUCAAAUUUUCGACUUGAUUAGCUCGUCACGUAGUGACAUGAGUAUUUUAUUUCACUAAUAUGGUUAUUUUUCUACUAGCUUGUUUCAAUAAUUUCAAAUUUGGUAUCCAUUUGAGAAGAUAGCUCACAUGAA